UUUGGGCUAUGAAAAAUUAAAAGUGACUUGUCAGCUUGUGAAACAUACAGCUGUUUUGACCAAGUGGUCCAUUUCAUCAUCAUUGUUAAUCUCUCGAAGUUUAGAUUAGGUUGGCAACCCCUUUUGACAAAACCUAGUUGAUUUGUAAUUGUUAAUUGAAGUUGUAAAUUGUAAUUAUUUAAGCAUUGGACUUCUCUUUGCUGAGAAUUGGACAAAACCUAGUUGUUAUUAGAAUUGGACUUUAAGUGUUCUUGGAAGCAACUUGAAGUGCAAGCAGACACGGAAACACAAACUACAAGUGCAUGAAGCUGGAAUUUUAGCCAAUUGUAGGCCACCACCUGUCAAAGACCGCUUGAGUGGUCCAAAGUUCGCUCAAGCAAUCUGCACGCACCCAAACUCUAAGGAUUUUCAUGGCUUGAGUGGUCUUCUAUUUUCUUGAUUGGCAACAAAAAGGAAAUUUAUUGAGACAUAAAAAGAGAUACAAAAAAAGGACAAGUAGUACUCCACAAGGUAAGCAAACGCUCACUAAAUAAAUCAAAGAAAACACCUAUACAUCACAAACUGUUCUCCCAAUCUUUAAAAUAAAAAAGAAAGGAACCCCUUUAAAUGAGUGGGGGUGAGGAGCGCAAACAGAUGCCCAAAACGACGGCAAGUGACAUACUUUGUCCCGCAACAAAUCCACGUCAUCUAACUUGUCCCCAAAGAUCCUUUCUUUUCUUUCCAACCAAGUGGCCCAAAAAAUUGCGGAAACCACACACAACCACAACACGUUCUUUUCUUGCCUCAAAACCCCAAAAAUCAGUGAGUGGUCUUCUCUUGGCUCCAGUGAAAGGCAACGAUUUUGCAAAUUCUAAGGCAGUUUGAACUCGGGAUUUAGAUGAGAUUGGUAUUCAAGCAACCCUAGAACGCUGAACACCUCAAUUAUAAAUACAUGACUAGGGGAAGACCAAAGUAAGUUUGGAGAAUUGAAGGCUUAUGCCCCUACUCUGAAGAUUGAUCAAGUAUCCAAGCAUUCAAGUCAUUGGUUCAUCCUUGUUGAAGACUUUGGUGGAUUCCAAAGGCAUUCUUGAAGUAUAAAGGAGUUUAUACUUGGUUGAUCAAGCACGGAGAACAGUGAAUGAGGAUUUGACAAGGACACUGAAAUUUGGAAUCACUGCCAAAUAUGCUUCAAAGGAAGUAUGCAUUGUUGCGUGAUUUAGAUAAAAGCUUACAAGAUAUCCAGCAGCAAAAUGAACAGCACUGUGAACAGGAAAUAGAGGAAAUUAAGAGGGGAAUCAAGUCUGGUAACAUUACACCAGAUGCUUCAAAUAUCAGGUUCUCAGAUGAGGUACUUGAUGAGCAAAAGCAUGCCAUCAGGAUUGCUGAUGAGAAGGUUGCUUUGGCUGUUCAAGCAUAUGAUUUGGUAGAUGCUCACGUUCAACAACUUGAUCAAUAUCUGAAAAAAUUUGAUGAAGAGUUUCGGCGUGAAAGAGAAAGUGCUGCUACAACUGGGUCAGCUGCUCAAAACCUCGAAAAUAAUGUUAAAUCUACCAGUGGCAGAGGAGGGCGUAAGAAGACUCGCCUGGCUGCCACAACAACAGCAUCAGUAACUGCAAAUCCAACCAGUAUGGAUUUGGAUCUACCGGUGGAUCCCAACGAACCCACCUACUGUUUCUGCAACCAAGUGAGCUAUGGAGAGAUGGUUGCAUGUGACAAUCCUGAUUGUAAGAUAGAGUGGUUCCAUUUUGGCUGUGUUGGUCUGAAAGAACAACCGAAGGGAAAGUGGUAUUGCUCAGAAUGUGUCGGAAUGCAAAAGCGUAGGAAAGGCAAAUGAAGAGAAACAUUGGUUUCAUGAACCUGUGUAUCGUGGAUGCUUUGGUCUGAUAUUAGUAUUUAGUUAUGUUGAGAAAUAAUUUGAAUUUUUUGUAGUUGAUAAAAUCUCUUGAAGCUUUGUUCAUAAAUUCAACUGAAUAUAUUAUAUAUAUAUACCCUUUGGCAACAUAUUGAAGAGAGUUUUGGGGAAAGAUUGAGCCCCUCAACCGAACUCAAAACCAUGAGAAAAACCCUUUAUGGUAUUCUUUCUUCUGCUAUAAGAAUGUAACCGCUUUUUAAA
Messenger RNA from Camellia sinensis, 2092 nucleotides. Lineage: Eukaryota; Viridiplantae; Streptophyta; Magnoliopsida; Ericales; Theaceae. The record is from RefSeq and is a predicted model, not a curated record.